AUGGCCCAAACCUGCCAGGGGAUCCAGCACUCCAGCACACCCACUUUCCUGAGGUCGGUCCCGGCUCCGGACAAGGGGCGCUCCUCGUGGAAACUGAAUCAGGACUUCCCGGUCCAGGAGGAGGACAAGGAGGGGCCGCCGAACUGUGGAAGGACGCCGGGUUCGACCGCCCGAGAGCGGGUUCUGCUCGGAGCCCACGUCCCGCGCGGGAGGUUCUCGGCCAGCCGUGGGGCUCCUGCGCACCUGCGCCGCGCAGGCCCCGGAGUCCGGUCCCCGUACUUCUCACCUGCGCGGGCCGCGGCAAGGACGCCUGGGAGAGCCGGGAGCCCGGCGAAGAUGAACUCGGUGGUCUUUGAGGAUGUGGCCGUGGACUUCACUCUGGAGGAGUGGGCUUUGCUGGAUUCUGCUCAGAGGGAGCUCUACAGAGAUGUGAUGCUGGAAAACUUCAGAAACCUGGCCUCAGUGGAUGAUGAGACUCAAUUUAAGUCCAAUGGGUCAGUUUCUCAGCAGGAUAUUUAUGGGAAUAAAAUAUCCAAGGAGCAUAAAAUAUCAAAGUUCACUGGAAAUAAUUCCUUGGCCUCCGUCUUAGGAAAAAUUUGGGAAGAACUCAGCCUUGAAGAUCAGCACACAGAUCAAGGGAGACAUCCGAGGAGGCAGUCAGUGUGUUGACAAGUUGGAGCCCAGCCAAGAGAAGGGAAGCCUAAGACUUCAGACCUCACCACAGUGCCUGCAUUCAGGGGCCUGAGUGCUGAUAAUUAUGAGUGAUGUCAAAAUUAUGGGUGGUGGCUCUUCCUCAACUGACGUCACUGAUGUCACAAGACACCAGAACAGCCUUGCCUUCCCCAGAAGAGUGCCCUGGUCCUUCCUGCCUGUGAAGAGGCAGUUCUGAGCCCACUGUAGAAAUGAAUUAAUUGAAGUCCAGAAGGGUUUGGCUGUGAAUCUGCCCAGAUCAUAAAAGGUAUAAAGGGAUCAGGUGGCACCUUCCUCCAGAAGGACAUCUGCUCCCACUGAAAAGCCAGAGGCACUGACUUAUACACCAGCCUCCUAGGGGCACUACACACAGCAGUCAUUUCUGUACCCUGUGGCAUACAGACAGGCAUAACUGCCCAACCCCUGAGCAUGGAAUCUGAUGGCUCACACGGUCCCCCAACAGCCUGGCUUUUGAGGAAGUGCAUCACUCCAUCGGCUUCCACACGCAGAGGUGUGAACAUAGGCUGCCACACUCCAAUGCAGGGGAUACGGUUUACCUGUUCAAUAAACAGCAGCAGAACUAGAA
This is a messenger RNA of Eubalaena glacialis (North Atlantic right whale), 1276 nucleotides long. RefSeq lists its product as uncharacterized. NCBI's taxonomy places the organism in Eukaryota, Metazoa, Chordata, Mammalia, Artiodactyla, Balaenidae. The transcript has 6 exons. Bases 1 to 669 code for a protein of 222 amino acids. The record is from RefSeq and is a predicted model, not a curated record. Gene Ontology annotation, biological process: regulation of DNA-templated transcription.